AUAUUCGGUGGAAGAUGCUCCGGUAGAUACCGAAAUAAAUAAAGAAAAGGAGGGAGAGACCCAGCGAGAGAGAGAGAGAGAGCACAAUUGCUGCUGAACCACCACGCGCAACGAACCUCCUCAGUCCCUUCCAAGACUUUCAUGUCCAUCUUGCCCAACCAUACCCAAGGUUCUAUAUCCUCGACUUCCUCCUCUUCGCUCCCUCUAUACCCUAAUUCCCAACAACAUGGAACAACUAUACGUGACCUCCUUCAAUCUCCUUCUCCUUCUCCAUCUCCGCCCUCUCUUUCCCCCAAGUAAUCUCUCCAGAUCUCCGACUCUCAAUCCCCCAUCGCUAUGCUCCGCUACAGUUCAGUUUCAUUGGCUUCAGCCGAAAAAGAUUUUGGUGGAUCUUCCAAAAAGGUAAAUGAUACUGGGACUCCGAAUGAUACGAAGACUUUACCUCACCAAAGCAGUGAUACAGAUUCCCAGUGUCACUCAGGUGGACGAGGGGUUGGAUCAGCCCAGUUGAUGGGGAGGAUGUCAGGAACUAUCAUUUCUCCUCGAACUGAACGAAGUAUGGUGUCUUUAAAUUCUCAUGGAAGCAAUAUGCAUUCAUCAGGUAGAAAAGCCCAGUUUAUGAAUGGUAACCACUUGCUGAAUUUUCAUUAUGAUCCUAUUUCUCGUCCUCAACAUCAACCAAGGGCUCUGCCACCAAGAAGGCAGCAGAAGACAAAGCCAUACAACAAGGAUCUUUUUCUUCAGGCAAAUUAUAAAUUCGUGGUGCUAGAUUCAGGAAAUUAUACUCCUGAAUCUAUGGAUCCAGAUAAAAUGUUAAGGUGGGAGGAUAUAAUAUGUGUAAUGUAUUCAACCCCGUUUCCAGUUCAGUGCCCGAUUUGUUUGGAGUAUCCUCUUUGUCCACAAAUAACCUCAUGUGGCCACAUCUUUUGUUUCCCAUGUAUUUUGCAAUACUUGUUAAUGGGCGAGGAGGAUCAUAAAGGUGACAGCUGGAAAAGAUGUCCAUUAUGUUUUGUGAUGAUAUCGCCAAAGGAUCUAUACACCAUCUAUAUUGAGAAUGUCAAACAACAUUAUGUUGGUGACACUACUGAGUUCGUACUUUUGACUCGGCAAAAGGAUUCCGUUUCUCUAUUACAUAAAAGCAAACAAGAGACAGAUAUCAUGCUCUGUCACAAUCAUGAAAUCUGUGAUCCAUUUUCUAAGUUUACAUUUACUUCAGAUGUAGAUCUCUCGGUUAGAAAAGCAAUAUCUGAUCUAGAUAGUUGGUUAGUCAGAGCAGAUUCAGGGCUUGUUGAUGAGUUAGAGAAGCUUCCAUAUGUAUGUGCAGCAAUGGAACAAUUAGAACAGCGGAAGAAGUAUUGGAAUGAGCACUGGGCUGGUGAGAGUCACAGAUCAAAUAAAAUUACUGAUUUUCAGGUUGAAUCUCAUGUACUCGUGUCAACUGCAUGUGCCACUCGUACUGAUUAUGAUGAGAGUAGUUUUAGAUGUGGAACUCUGUCUACCCAUGUCAAUGACCAAAUUAAGUGGUCUGGUAAUUCAAUACUGGGAGAGUCAAAUGGAGGGGCACAUUUGGAUAAUGAAACUGCAAAUCAGAGGGAAUUGCUGGAAGGGCAAGAUGCAUCUCUAUCUUCUUCAUAUGGUGAAAGCCAGAGUCGUCAAAGGCUCUCAAAUGAAACUAGAGAUGCAAAGGACAAGAACUCAUACAAUUUCUACCAGGCUGCUGAUGGUCAGCAUCUGAUUCUUCAUCCGUUAAACAUGAGGUGUCUCAUACAUCAUUAUGGGAGUUAUGAUAUGCUUCCACACAGAAUAAGUGGCAGGAUUUUACAGUUGGAGACUGUCACUCAGUCAGAGGCCAUUCGGAGGCGCUAUCGUUACCUAAGCCAUUUUUCUUUAACAACAACAUUUCAGCUUUGUGAAAUUGAUCUAAGUGAGACACUCUCUCCUGAUGCCCUGCACCCCUUCAUGGACGAAAUAAAGAAGCGUGAAAAGCAGAGGAAACAACUUGCCAGGAAGGACCGAAGGGAGAAAAUUGAGGCAGAAGCUGCUGCUGCUGCUGCUGCUGCAUAUACCAUGUCCCUGCCCGUAUUAUCCAGUUUUGGACGGACCUCUCAUGAUGAGUUGCCUGCAUUUUCCAUGGAUGACUUUGAAGCUUUGGGAAGUUCUCCUGCAACAUCGUCAAGCCCCCCAAUUGUUGGGGAGAGGAGGCUGUUCUCAAAUGUAACAAGGCUUGGUUUUGCUGCUGGUCACGAUUCUCCUUCUCUGAAAAUUCAAGAACCCAAUUCUCUGCCCAACAGUGGAGUGACCACCAAUUCUUCUGUUGUAAACGGUUCCCAAAAUGCAGGCACACCUUCCUUUGCCAAUGUAGUCUCCAAAGCAAAAUCUGUUGAAACUUUGGAUGCGCCCAAGAUGAAUGAGCUAGGGAAGAAGGGGAAGAAACCAAGUCGCGUACUUUUGUCAACAGCUGGUGGUCGGCGGUAUUGAUUACUAUGGUG
This is a messenger RNA of Juglans microcarpa x Juglans regia, 2489 nucleotides long. Its product is annotated as RING finger protein 10. The record is from RefSeq and is a predicted model, not a curated record. Gene Ontology annotation, biological process: positive regulation of transcription by RNA polymerase II. Gene Ontology annotation, molecular function: transcription cis-regulatory region binding; metal ion binding. NCBI's taxonomy places the organism in Eukaryota, Viridiplantae, Streptophyta, Magnoliopsida, Fagales, Juglandaceae.